This is a messenger RNA of Entrophospora sp. SA101, 771 nucleotides long. The record is from the annotation of a GenBank genome assembly. Lineage: Eukaryota; Fungi; Glomeromycota; Glomeromycetes; Entrophosporales; Entrophosporaceae.
AUGUCGCCUUACAAAAUAGCAGUGUCUUCUCCUACUUCAAUUACAGCUAUUAAAAAAAUGAAUGUUAUUACCAUUCGUAAUCAUUUAGUCACACUAGGUUUAAAUUCGAAAGGACAUAGAGAUGUUUUAGUAAAACAAUCAUUCACCAACACUGAAUCUGAUUAUGCAAGAUUCAUCAAUCCACAACCAACUUGUAACAUAACAGAGAAAAAUGAAAUUACAAACAAGUAUGUCUCACAACUUACUUUAUCGAAAGCAACUUGUGAAAAAGAGGGAGGAUUUGAUUAUCAAAAUGAAAUUAUAGAAUUUCCAGCAUUAUUACUUGACAGUAAUACAUUUGAGAUUGAAAUAACAGAUGUUAGUCCAACGUUUCCUGAAGUACUUGAUAAAUUUCAAGAAUUUUUACAUAGACAUCAACUGAAUAAUUCAAAGAGUUUUGCAUUCAUGACAGAUGGACCAUGGGACAUUCGAGAUUUCAUUAGAAAACAAUGUACGAUUUCAAAUAUAUCUCGACCAAUUUAUUUUAAAAGCCCAUGGGUGAACAUAAGGAAAUUAUAUUCAGACUUUUAUAAGAUUAAAAAGUGUAACAUUUCCACAAUGUUGACAAGAUAUGAAUUAAAUUUUGAGGGACAUGAACAUUCAGGAAUCGAUGAUGCCAGGAAUUUGGCAAUUAUAGUAAAGAAAAUGUGGGAGGAUGGUGCUAUUUUUAUACCCAAUUGUUAUUUAGAUUAUAGAAAAACAACUAGAAAAAAAAAAUGCCGUAAUAAAUAA